Bombina bombina (fire-bellied toad) is the source of this 1392-nucleotide messenger RNA. RefSeq lists its product as uncharacterized. The record is from RefSeq and is a predicted model, not a curated record. Lineage: Eukaryota; Metazoa; Chordata; Amphibia; Anura; Bombinatoridae. The coding region runs from base 1 to 1392 and encodes 463 amino acids. Gene Ontology annotation, molecular function: protein binding. The transcript is spliced from 11 exons.
AUGGCUGAAAAUGGCAACCCUACUCCUGAGGUUGUGAAGGCUUCCAACUUCAGGAGCAGUACCCCUGCUAGAAAGCGGCUUUGUAUCGGUCCCCCCAGCUCUCCUUUGCUAUCAGAGAGUUCAAUUGCUCAACCAAUGCUUAUGUAUGUUAGUGAUAAUGUUUUAAUGAUCGGCAUAAGUUUUUAUCACACACCACAGGGCAAGGGUCAUGGUUCAGAGGUCACUCACCUGACAACAAGUGCUAUAAUCAAGGUGUCUCCCCCUGUGAAGAAGGCUGGACUGAUUCUACCUUCACAGGGUAAGGAUAGAGAGCCUGAUGGACAACAGACCUCUCGGAGGAUGAGCUGGAAACAAAGAAACCCAAGGAAACUGCGCUUCAGUAGUCGGGGGUCUGAUGAUGGAACCCCUGGGAAAGUGAGCCCAUCACCAAGGUGGGGUCAUAAUGUUGUCCUCUGUGACCCCGACACAGUAAUCCUGAUUGGUGGCGAGGGAAUAAAUCAGAAGCCAUGUCAGGAUGCUCUCUGGAAGAUUGAGAUCCACAGUGAUUUCUGGUUCCCCAUGGAUGGACUGUGCUCAGGGACUGUCCCCCAGUGUUCUUUGGGUCACACUGUAACUUUUGACCCUGAGACCAAAAAAGUGUACGUAUAUGGAGGGAUGAGAGAAGGUCGCAAGUUCAGCAGUAUUUAUGUGCUGGAUACACUAGACUGGAAAUGGAAUCUGCUCACUGCUGGGGGUAAGGUGCCAACCUUGGCUUAUCAUACUGCCACUAUCUACCAGAGAGAGCUGUAUGUAUUUGGGGGACUGUGCCCGCAGCCAGGCUCUGAAUAUGGAUCCUGCACAAAUUCCCUUUAUAUCUUCAACCCUGAGUACAAGAUCUGGUACCAGCCCAUUGUGGAGGGAGAGAGGCCUCUGCCAAGAUACGGUCACAGUGCCACAUUGCUGGGCAAUCGUGUUGUGAUAUUUGGAGGACGGCGGUCUCCAUCUCCAAUCUAUUUUAAUGAUGUUUACAUCCUUGAUCUAGGUUAUAUGGAGUUUAUUCCACUUCCAGAUACGUCUAACAAACCUUCCCCACGAUGUUUCCAUGUUUCAAUGCGGGUGUCUGAACACAAACUGCUGAUUCAUGGCGGCUGCUCUACUCUUGGUGCACUGAAAGAUGCUUUUAUCCUUAAUGUGGAUAACUCUUCCUGGAGCUCAAUUAAGUUUGGGGACACCCUUCAGCCACCCCGUGCUGGUCACACUUUGUUGAACCUCUGCGCCUGCUCACUGACUGACUCUGACAAGGAGAAGGGAAGAUCUCGGGGCCAAUGUAGUGUCCUCCUUAUCGGCGGUUCUGAUGGCUCUGGUAACUUUUAUAACGACACUUUGAAAAUUCAGUUGGCCUUGACUGAAUGA